This is a messenger RNA of Xyrauchen texanus (razorback sucker), 1039 nucleotides long. Its product is annotated as calpain-9-like. The transcript is spliced from 10 exons. Lineage: Eukaryota; Metazoa; Chordata; Actinopteri; Cypriniformes; Catostomidae. Gene Ontology annotation, cellular component: cytoplasm. The annotation marks the transcript as partial. Gene Ontology annotation, biological process: proteolysis. Gene Ontology annotation, molecular function: calcium-dependent cysteine-type endopeptidase activity. The record is from RefSeq and is a predicted model, not a curated record.
ACUGUCAGGAGCAACAAUAGACGCCGGUUUCAGCAAAUCUGCAAAGACCCCAAAUUCAUCACUGGAGGAGCAACCAGGACAGACAUCUGUCAAGGACAGCUGGGAGACUGUUGGUUGUUGGCAGCGAUCGCCUCUCUCACUCUCCAUGAAGAAACACUGAAGAGGGUGGUACCACAUGACCAGAGCUUUGACCACGGCUACGCUGGCAUCUUCCACUUUCAGUUCUGGCAGCACAACAAAUGGCUGGAUGUGGUGGUGGACGACAGACUCCCAUGUGUGAGGAACAACCUUGUCUUCCUCCAUUCUGCUGACAACACUGAGUUCUGGAGUGCUCUUCUGGAGAAGGCCUAUGCCAAGCUGAACGGCAGUUAUGUGGCCCUCAAAGGUGGAAGCACCAUGGAGGCCAUGGAGGACUUCACUGGGGGUGUGGGGGAGAUGCACGAGACCAAGAGCGCUCCAAGCAACCUCUUCAACAUCCUGAAGAAAGCCAUAGACAGAGGAUCCAUGCUCGGCUGCUCCAUAGAUAUCACAAGUUCUGCUGAAUCCGAGGCACAAACCACCACAGGUCUGGUUAAAGGCCACGCCUACUCCAUCACUGGAGUGGAGGAGGUGAACUACAGAGGAGCAAAGGUCCAGCUGAUUCGUGUCAGGAACCCCUGGGGCCAGGUGGAGUGGAACGGCCCCUGGAGCGACAACUCUAGAGAGUGGAGCGUGAUUGACAAGGCGGAGAAAACCCGACUGCUGCAAAACUCCCUGGAUGAUGGAGAGUUCUGGAUGGAGUUUGGAUCUGUAACCUGACUCCAGACUCUCUGACAGAUGACACAAAAAUGAAAUGGGAAGUGAACAUGUUUGAGGGCAACUGGAUCAGGGGCUCCACCGCUGGCGGCUGCAGGAACUUCAUCGACACGUUCUGGACAAACCCUCAGUUUAAGCUUCGUCUGGAGGACCCUGAUGAUGGAGACAAUAAGUGCAGCGUCAUCGUUGCUCUGAUGCAAAAGAACCGCCGUCAACUGAGGAAAGAGGGGCUUGACAUGGAGAC